Molecule: messenger RNA, 1398 nt
Organism: Exophiala aquamarina CBS 119918
Lineage: Eukaryota; Fungi; Ascomycota; Eurotiomycetes; Chaetothyriales; Herpotrichiellaceae
Exons: 2
Coding region: 1-1398 (465 amino acids)
Biological process (GO): transmembrane transport
Molecular function (GO): transmembrane transporter activity
Source: RefSeq, a predicted model, not a curated record
AUGUUGGGCAAUAUGUUUGCCGCCGGAAUCUCGCCUCUCUUCGGCCCGAUCAUCAAGGAAUUCCAUGUUCCCAUUAGUCAAGUUUCGUGGCUGUCCUCUUAUGCCCUGUUGACACUUGGUCUUUCGAAUCUGUUUUCCAUCGUAUUGUACAGAUACAUUGGAAAGCGUCUGACAAUCCUAACCACACUUGUCGGGUUCCUCGGAUGCAACAUCUGGACCGUUUACACCACGUCCUAUAACUCUUUGGUCGCAACCAGAGUUGUUGGAGGCCUUUUCAGCGGUGUUAUCGAGUCCCUCGGUCCGGAGAUCAUAGUUGAGACGUUCCAGGAGAAAGAACUCGCCUCAGCCAUGGCCGUCUACGUUGGGUUUCUAGCUGCUGGUUCCGCUCUGGGUCCCAUCUUUGCUGGUGUCAUUGAAACACAAACCAGAGAGUGGCGAUGGUUCUUCAAGUUCUUGGCCAUCAUUAUCGGAUUCAAUCUGCUGGCCUCAAUCCUGAUGUUGCCUGAAACGACUACGAGGGGCGUCGCCCCUUCGUAUACCCGACAUAUAACGGAGGACAAUGUGGAUUCCAAACAAGACACGACCAGCGAGAAGGUCGAGUUUUCGGUGCUCCCUCCGGUCUCUGCAGAACAACGGCCGCCGCAAAGUCACCAAUUCUGGCAAGUUUGGGUGGAAAAGUCCUUUCACCUCCGACUCAGCGACCUCCCACCCAGACAGGAGAGCGCACUACAAUACCUCUACCGACCAUUCUUCAUGCUACAAUAUCCCUCUGUGCUCAUCACCAUCAUCAUCUUCGGCCUCACGAUCGGCUGGACUGUCGCAACCUCUAUCGUCCUCAGCAACGUCUUCCAAUCUCCACCUCUCCUGUGGACGGCACGAGCAGUCGGCCUUCUCAAUAUCGCCCCGCUCAUCGGUCUAGUUGUCGGUCUUCCCGUUGGGGGUCUCCUCGCAGAUUGGCGAGCCUACCACACCCGUCAGCGAAAUGCCGGCGUCCACGUCCCCGAGAGUCGUCUGGUAGUUGUCAUCCUGGGCGCCGUUAUCAGUCCCGCGGGCGUCCUGAUCAUCGGUCUCUCCAUGCAAAAUCACACACACUGGCUCGGGCCCGCAUUUGGCUGGGCAUUGUUAGCUUUCGGCCUCACCGGAUCGGCUAAUGUGCUGCUGAGUUACACGAUCGAUUCGUACCCACACAAGGCAGCUCACACUGCCCUGCUCGUCAACGUGGUCAAGAAUGUGCUGGGAUUUUGCGUGUCUUUCGAAAGCAUGGACUGGUUCCUGCGUGACGGUGCGGCCAAACAGUUUGGUGCCAUGGCUGGAGCAUUGUGGGCGAGCUACGUUUUUGUCAUUCCGCUGUAUAUCUAUGGGAUGAAGCUCCGGGAGAGGUCUUGGACGUGGUUCUAA